Messenger RNA from Saprolegnia parasitica CBS 223.65, 3513 nucleotides. RefSeq lists its product as hypothetical. The transcript has 8 exons. The record is from RefSeq and is a predicted model, not a curated record. Lineage: Eukaryota; Oomycota; Saprolegniomycetes; Saprolegniales; Saprolegniaceae. The coding region runs from base 56 to 3487 and encodes 1143 amino acids.
AAUACCCUGGGUUGCGAGCGUUCUAUAUUCCGUGCCAAAGACACCACGUGGAGCGAUGGACAUGUCCCUCGAUGAUCUCAUCAAGUCGCGCCAGCCAGCGAAGGGCCGGCCCGCGCCGUCGAAAGCUAAGGUCUCGCCGUCGAGAGCCAACGCCCCGUUGUCGCCGACAGCGGGCGCCGACCCGCUCACCAUGUCUCUGGACGAUCUGAUUGCGUCCAAGAAGAAGAAGAAGGCGCGCGAGUCUGUCAAGGCCAAGACGAUCCCGCCGGUCAAGAAGCAGCAGCUCGCGCAGGCCCACGCCAAGCAAAAGCGGCGAUCCGCUGUCAACGAGCGACGUGGCGUGGCCCAGGCACCCGAACCGCCCGUGCGUCGCGGUGGCCGGCCUCCGCGGCGCCGACCCGCAACCGCGAUGCCCAACUGGGCCAAGCACAGCUUGGAGCACCCGACCAAGUUUGAGGUGCCAAAGGGCAUGAACUUCAAGAUUUCGAUUGCCAUGGACAACGUCCGUCCCGUUGUGGGCAUGGCGCCGCCGCCGCAGCGCCGUCGGUCGAUCCGUCGCUGGCCCAUCCUCCGUCGGCCCAUCGUUGCCGGCGCGCCGUCGUUGGCGUCGUCGCACCCACGGACCGCCAACCCGCUACCCGUCGACGAGCCGCAUGUGUACCGCGGCGCGUCUGGGUACUUCUGGCCAAGGGCAGCGAUCCACGCGGCCUGCGUCGAUGCGCCGCCUGUCUCCUUCGGCGGGGCGACGACCAACGGCAAGGCUGUUUUUGCGACGACCAGUUUUCACAUGCCGCUCAAGUACAGCGACGUCCUCGACAUCGUCGGCAGCGCUGCGCGCGAGAGCGGCCCGGGCGUCGCGUCGCGCACGAAAUGGCCGUGGACGUUCCGCGACUACCGCGCGGACAUGCCGCACGAGGUGCUCCUCCGGCGCGGCGCGUCGCUCGUCCACCAUGUCGCGCAUGAGUGCAAGGCGCGGAAUUCGCUCGAGCACGCGGGCUCGCUCGACGAGAAGGUCUUCGCCAAGAAAGACAGCAGCCGCAAUCUCUUUAGCGUCAACGCGAUGGUCGAGAUGGCCGGGUCGAUGCCCCAAGUGCUUGACGUGCUCGUCGGCAAGCACGGCGACGACUAUGCGAGCUUCCUCGCGCGCGUCUUCCGCGGCCACCUCGUCGGGACCGCGACGCUGCGCGCGCUCGCGGUGUCGCCCGACGGCUACGUGCACGAGAAGCCGCCGCUGUCCGAGGCGGGCACGUCGACAGAUGCCAUGGACGACGGCAACACGUUCAACCACGUGGCGGCGAUCGCGACCGCCGAGCUGCGCGAGACGCACUUUUUCAAGAAGGUGUCGAAAGAGCUAUUGUACAUGGACUUUAUGCACAUCCAACCGAACGAACGCGCGGUCACGCGCGUCUUCAAGACGAUCGACAACGAGAGCGGGCCGAUGAGCGCGAUGGAGCGCUACAAGCACGUGCUCUUUGGCUACCACGUCGAGCGGCUCGGGCGCGGCGACCGGCUCCGCAUUAGCUUUUACGGCGACUAUUGCAUUAGCGUCCAGCAAAAGCAGUCGUGGAAGGACACCAAGCACCUGCUCGAGAAGCUCGCGGCGUCCGUGCACCUCGUCAAGCGCAUCUGCGAACGCCAGCACAUCGAGUCGGCCUUGCCGUGGACGACCGACGACAAGAUGGACGCCAAGAAGUGGUGCCACGUGUGCCACAAGUCGUUUUCGCUCUUUCGGAAGCGCACGUACUGCAAGUACUGCGCGCUGCCCGUGUGCUCCGACUGCUUCAAAUUCGAGCCGAUCGCGAUGGCCGGCGGUGCCAGUUACGAGGUGUGCAUCUGCCGCCUCUGCAAGACGACGCGGCAAGCACGCACGCAGAGCACGCGCGCGUCCAUGAGCUCGCACCUCUCGUCGCACCACCGUGUGUCCCGGUCGUCGGCGAACCGCCACUCGGUCGGGUACUAUGACGCCGAUCACGACGACGACGACGACGAGCACCCGAAAAGCAGCAUGAUGCCGCUGCCGAUCGUGCCCGAGACGGACCCGUGCAGCCUCUGCCGGCAACCGACGACGACGUCGGCGACCACGUGCCGGCUCUGUCGACAGUCGUGCUGCGCCCACUGCUGCCGCAUCCAGCAGUACACGAACCGGCAUGGCAUCGCGUUCGAGGCGUGGCUCUGCCUCCAGUGCCUCGCGUCGACGACGCAAGCGGUGACUGGCCCGCCGUCGCACAAGCGCGACCGGAUAUCCGUCUACGAAAAGCCACCGGCCGAGACGACGACGGCCAACAAUAACAACUUUACCGCGUCCGACUUUAUCGACACGGCGUCGUAUGCCGUCAAGCACCUCGUGGCCAACCCGAAUCCGAAUCCGAAUCCCAACUCGAAUCCGAAUCCGAAUCCGAAUGCACCAACCGUCCAAGGAGGCAGUGCGGGGCGGCUCUCGACGGACCGUGCGAACGAAGCACGGUACUCGCGGCACAGCAGCACCAACGAGCCGCGCUUCCAGCACGAGCCGCACCGUCUCAGCGAGCAGUCGGAGCUCCGGUCGAGCUUUAGCGUCGACGAGAACGGGUUCGACAACACCACGGCGGAUGGCUACACGUUUGCAUUGCCGAUGCACGCCGAAGGCAGCAACGCGUCCGAAGACAACGCGAGCGUCAUGAACACGACCUUGCACCGCGCCGACGACGACGACGACGACGAGGAGGGGCACCCGCUCGCCGCGACGUCUCCGAUCGUGCUCAACGGUGUCGCCUUCCACACCGAGUCGCUCCUCGCGCUACCCAAGCCCAAGCCAAAGCAAGCCUCGCCCAAGCACGUCGUCUCGCUCGGCGCCGUCUCGAACGCCCGCCUCCUCCUCCACGACACGCCGUCGACCAAGAAACAAGUCGCAUCGAGCAGUGUCCAGAGCAACGAGAACGCUGUGCCAAGCGUCCGGUCGACGGCGCCAAGCACGAACGUUUUGCCCCGGGACGCGCGGUCGACUGCAACCAAUGACGCGCAAGAUGCGAUCGAAGCAGAGACCUUGCGUGUCGUCGCGUUCCUCGACAUGGCGUCCAACGACGCACUCGAUAGCAUGUGCCACACGAUCGCGACCCGCAUGGACUGCGCGUACGGGUUCGUCGUGUUGAUUUAUAAGGGCGACUUUGUGCUCAAAGGCGCGGCGUCCGGCGACCGAUCGGAUGCCGACGCGCCGACACAGAUCCCGCGGGACUGUAUUCUAUCGAGCCACAGCUGCCAAGUGCCGCUGAUGCUACCGGACGCCGAGAUGGACCCGCGGUUCGCGCACUCGCCGCGCGUGCUCGGCGACGAGCGCAUCCGCUUUUACUACGGCCUCCCGCUCGUGUCACCUUCAGGUGUGCUCCUCGGCACCGUCGCCGUCGCCGACACACACGCCCGUGUGCGUAUUUCCUCCAAGCAGCACCAAGCCAUGAUCUGGUUUGCCGAGUCCACCGCCGCGCUCAUCGUCCACCGCGUCCAGACCAUGUAGUUGGAUGCUCCGUGCCAAUCGACGUC